AUGGAUUUAAAUGGUGUACCCAUACCAACAAUGAACUGGGACAGUCAGAACCCUAUGGAGGAGUUCAAAAAGUUCAGGCAGCAUGCAGAACUUAUAUUUAGUGGCGCGUUAAGAGAAAAAGAAGAAGAAGUACAAGCUCAACUACGUGAUAUGACUAAUUCCAAAAACAUCGAUGACAUUAAUCACAAACGACAUUCCACGUCAAAACACCCAAACGAGGCUGGAAAGAAACACAUGUACAAUCACCAUUCAAGAGUUAGACAAAACCAACAGAUAACAAAAUGUGGAAAUUGUGGACAGUCACAUCACAGCAAAGAUCGAUGUCCGGCUAGAGGAAAACAGUGCAAGAACUGCCACAAAUGGAAUCACUAUGCAGUUGUGUGUAGGUCAAACAAAAAAGUGCAUGAAAUCGAAACCGGAAACAAUAACAGUGACAGUAACAGUGACAGUGAAUUUUGUAUUGGUGCAGUUGAUUCACAUUCAAAAGGACAGGUAUUUGUUGAUUUACAGGUGGGCUCUAAAGGUCAUUUUAAACAGUUUAAACUUGACACAGGGGCAUGCUGUAACAUCCUUUCUGAGGCAGAUUUCAAAUCCCUCAAGGUCAAUACCCCCUUAAAAAAGCCAACUGUCAAACUCACUGCUUACUCAGGCACUGAAAUUAAGGUUCUAGGAGUAGUAGAUCUCUCAUGCAGCUACAAGAAGAAAUGCACAAAACUUGUAGAAUUUUAUGUUGUGAGAACAAACAAACCCUCAAUCCUAGGUUUACAAUCAUGCCUUGACUUCAAUUUGAUUCAGAUUGUAAUGUCCGUAGACCAAAAUGAGCAAAUGAAUAAAAAUUCUGUCUUGCGUGACUUUCGUGAAGUUUUUCAUGGCUUUGGAAAAUUACCUGGUGCUUGUUCGAUCAAAGUAGAUCCCAGGUAUUCCCCAGUAAUUCAUCCUCCCCGACGCGUUCCUGUAGCUCUUCAGAGCAAGGUUAAAAAGGAACUUGAUGCUAUGGAAAAAGCUGGGAUCAUAGCCAAGGUCACCGCACCAACAAAUUGGGUGAAUAGUAUGGUCGUAGUCAAUAAGCCACAUUCUGAUAAAGUUAGAACUGUAAUUGACCCUAAAGACCUUAAUAAGGCAAUCCAUAGGCCACAUUAUCCUACAAAAACCUUAGAUGAUAUUUUGCCGCAGUUAAAAUCUGCAAAAUAUUUCACAAAACUUGACUGCAAAUCAGGUUACUGGUCCGUUGUUUUAGAUGAUAAAUCAUCAUAUCUAACAACAUUCAACACCCCUCAAGGUCGUUAUAGGUAUCUAAGAUGUCCCAUGGGACUGAAAUGCAGCCAAGAUCUUUUCCAGCAAAAGAUGGAUGAGUGCUUAGAAGGCUUACUUGGUUGUAGUGUCAUUGUAGAUGACAUUCUUGUUUAUGGUUCAACUCGGGAAGAGCAUGACAUGAAUUUAAGAAACUUACUUGAUAGGUGCCGCCUAAAGGGCAUUAGGUUAAACGAAGACAAACUUGUUGUUUGCGUCUCGGAGGUUAAGUAUUUUGGUCACAUCCUCUCAGCUGAUGGAUUGAAACCAGACCCCGAAAAAUGUAGGGCUAUCCAAGAGAUGGAAGCGCCUAAAGACAAGUCUGAGCUUAAGACAAUACUUGGCAUGAUAACUUAUCUAUCUAGAUAUGCCCCAAACUUGUCCGAGAUCAUUCAUCCACUCUCAGAAAUAUUAAAGAAAGAUGUCAUUUUUCACUGGGAUGCUCCUCAAGUUCGAGCAUUUCAGAAAGUCAAAGACAUACUUACUGAGUGCCCAGCCCAGUGUUAUCUUAUUUUGAUCCAAAUAAGGCACUAG
Ruditapes philippinarum (Manila clam) is the source of this 1824-nucleotide messenger RNA. RefSeq lists its product as uncharacterized. The transcript has 2 exons. The coding region runs from base 1 to 1824 and encodes 607 amino acids. The record is from RefSeq and is a predicted model, not a curated record. Lineage: Eukaryota; Metazoa; Mollusca; Bivalvia; Venerida; Veneridae.